Cyclopterus lumpus (lumpfish) is the source of this 3159-nucleotide messenger RNA. It is a transcript of the gene ushbp1, whose product is annotated as Usher syndrome 1C binding protein 1. The transcript is spliced from 14 exons. The record is from RefSeq and is a predicted model, not a curated record. The coding region runs from base 237 to 2306 and encodes 689 amino acids. NCBI's taxonomy places the organism in Eukaryota, Metazoa, Chordata, Actinopteri, Perciformes, Cyclopteridae.
GACACAAAGUCACAGGGAAUGGGUGUGGAUGACUUUCUGAGUGUUUUCCACUUACUUCUCUGAUCACACUUAACACUGUUGGGCAGACAUGCAGAGAGCAGACUGCAGCAAUGAUCGACUAACUAUUGGAAGAUAUAAUAACACAAAAACAGCAAAAUAUCGUCUUAUUUCGACAAAUGCAGUGAAUAGGAACAACAGGAAGGAGAUCAUUCCCGCACACAUCAGGAUAAAGAAUAAUGGAGGAUUCCUGCCUGGUCCGAUGUGACAGCCUGGAUGCUGGUUCAGAGUGUGACAGGGAGGUGAUGACCCCGAUCAACCAUUUGACUCUUGAGGGCUCUGAUGCUAAAGCAAACCGGGAGCCUUCGUCUGCAGAACUGGCUCAGUGUGAGGCUGAAGUGGGGACGCUGCUCAGCAUCAUUGCUGAACUAAACAAGAAUAUGGGGUCAUUAAAGGCACCAAGUGAACCAGGGGACCUGAAACCACGAGGACCACCCAGACCUCUGGUUCCAGACCUCCUGUCCCAUAGGCUGGCCAGAAGCAGCACAGAGAGGAGCCCUGCCUCUAAACCUUUACUGACUGACCGAGAAGGGGGCGGUAGUGUAGUGUGGACUAAACUACAAGCGGUUUUAUCAUCAGUGGAGGACUCCAUCAGCUGUAAAAGGUCCUGGGCCGCCCCCAUCACAGCUUCUGACCAAGACAAGCACAGAGAGCAUAUGUGGGCAGCUCAGGAGAGCUGGGUUAAGGUCACUCAGAUAUUGGAGGAGAUGGAAAUAGAGUUUGGGAUUUCAUGCCCAUCAGGCCUGCCAAAGGAUCAAUAUCAGGAGGACAUCCUGGAUCUGGAGAAGCAACACUCUGCUCUCAGAAGCCCCUUGCAGAGUCACCAGGAGGAGCUGGAGACAGCACAAAGCACCUUCAGCCAGAUGGAAGAGGAGAAGAACAAGCUGUUGGGUCUCCACAGGUCCUGGAGUUCAGGCAGUCGCUCUCCUUCCUACCGGCCCACUGCAGGGGCCCCUCCUCCACCUGGUUCACCUUUACUCUACAGAAGGACAGCCAGAGCUGUAACACCUCUGUCUGUGGGGGGCGAUGGUUCUCCAGGGGGCUCUGUUACCUCAUGCAGUCCUUGUCAUAGUCCCAUCAACCUUGAGUCUGAGACAGAACGACUGAACAGGUGCAUUGAGAGGCUGAGGGCCAGAAAUGAACGGUUGACUGCAGCUCUGGAGCGAAGGAAGGGAGAGUCAGAACAGACCAGCAUUGCACUAAACAGACUUGAGGCAAACUGCUCUGCACUGCAGACGGCUCUCAGAAACAGUGAGGAGUGUGAAGAGGCCUACAGCGAGCUACUGUCACUCUAUGACGCCGAGAAGCAGCAAAGCAUUCCUCUGCAGACAGACUCAGCAGAGGCAGUCGGUGACAGGCAGCAGCUCGACAGUCAGUCAGCUCAGCUCAUGGGAACUGAAGAGCUGUCCACCUCUUUCUCAACAGCAGGAGUCACAGAGGAGACAGAAACACAGAGUCACACAGGGCAGAGGACACCUGAGCUGGUGGAGCGAGAGGCUGUCCUCCGUCAGCAAAUUGAGCGCCUAAAGAGGGAUCGGGCAGCCAUUUGUCGACCUAAGCGGAGCCCAGGAGUUGAGGGCAAAAUGAGCCCCGAAACUAGUCACCCAGCUGGAUCAAGAGUUGGUCAUGUGACUAAAGAUAACGCCAAACUUCCUGAUUCCAAGAAAGAGAAGGCUUCCCUCUUCUAUGAACUCAUCUCUGUCAGGGAGAUGUCAGAUCUGCGAGCUCUAAUCCGCCUCAAGGAGAAAGAGCUGAGGUGUCUGGAGUGGGGUUUAAUGGGCCAGAAGGCCCACGAAGCAGCUGAAGCCUUCGUUCCAGAAAGCCUGAGAGAGGAGAUGGAGGAUUGUAAGACCGAACAACAGAAGCUCUGUGAAAAUGCAGCUGAACAGGGUAGUGAUGGGGACAACACUGAUCUUCGAACCAGACCGGUUCUGAAAGAGCUGCAGGCCGUACUGCAAAGGGAACUAGCCCUGAAGAAAAGACUGGCUUUAGUUCAAGACUCACUAAACACAGCUCUGUCCGACAGCACCUCGCACAGGAGGGACAAUGGAGAGCAGAUUGCCCGACUUACACAAGCUCACAGUAAAGCCUUGAGUUCAUACCGGCAGAUUCGCCGGAAGUACCGGGAGCAGGUGUGGAGGCUGGAGCAGAAGGUGGCGGCCGUGAUGGAGACUCACCCUCUCCAGAGUGGAGCCCCGAAAGCUGCAGUCGAGGCCUUGGACUGGAAGAGGGAAGACACAGUUCUGUGAUCCUAUGAUUGUGCAGAAUUAACUGCGAUAGUCAAAAGUAUCAUUAAUUUAAGUGGCUUAUAUGUAUUAUUUUUAAUAACUUGGAGUGGAGUUAUUGACAUUGUGAGCAUUUCGCUCAAAGCUGUGCUCACAGCCUCACAGAGCUGCUAGCAUGGCUGUAGACUUAGUCUCCUCAUUAAGAUCUACGUAUCUGUCAACCCAUCAAUGACAUUUACAGCAAUUUGUUCAGGAAUUCAUUGUGUGAGCGCGGUAAAUAUAGCGUAUUUAGGGCAGUAGAACAUUGAAAGCAGUUUCAGUUCUGCUUUUUCACACUUUUCUUGGUGUGAGUCACCAAUAAACCAGAGCUCAACUUGUUUAACAGGACUCACACAUCAAAAGACACAUUCCUGUGAGAAACAGCUGUCAUGCAGUCAUGAAUGUUUUAGGCUGAUUCAAGGACUGAGCCCUCUGAGGAGCUCAGGACUGACCUCGAGAGUGCACAUGUCCUUUUUCCCAUACAAGCUGGCCGUGCUGUCGUCACAGAGCUCAGAGAAGGGGGAUGGGGGCCAGGACAAUGGCCGAUGUGCACACAAAAUGUAUGACCAGCCCUAUCGUCUCUUAGCUCUUUCAUAGUUCUCUCUGCCUGUCGCUAUUAUUAUUCUUAAGUAAAUGAGUAGUUCACUCCACUUAAUCAUUUGAAUCCUAUAACAUUUGAAUAAAGGGAACACAAUUGAUGCAGCAGACUCGAAGAUAUGAUCUUUUUCAUUCAGUGCAUUCUUCUUCCUUGUCAAAACCUGGCGUUUACAUUACCCACAAUGCAGCUCGACCAUCAACAGUUGGGUUGGAGAUUUGGGUGUGGUAUGCUAGCUGCUAA